AUGCGCCUGGCAAGCUCGACACUGGCUGCGCUGGCCUUAGGUCAGUCAGUACUAGCGAAAUUCGAACUACUUUCCACCAAUGCUCGCUUCAUCGUUGAUACAGAUGGCGGACUCGUCUUCGAGGUCAACAGAGCCAACGGCGACAUCACUGGUCUCAAAUACAACGGAGUCGAGUACCAAGGCACUGGCAAGGCUUCCGCCAUCAAUUCAGGCCUAGGUAGCUCAACUACCAAAGCCGAAGAGAUCAACGGGUACAUCAAAAUCACAGUGCAGGCAAAAUCUCUUCCGCUCACGCACUAUUAUGUCGCAAAGCCAAAGGACCCAAUCAUCUACAUGGCGACGUACAUCACGGGCGAAAUUGAUCCAGGCGAGCUGCGCUGGCUGGCACGCUUAAAGACAUCUGAACUUCCAACCGGAGUGCAUGGCGAUGUGGGCGAUACACGGGGUUGUGAAGCUUUUGAAGGAAAGGACACAUUCAAAUGUCCCAAUGGGCAGACCAGAUGCAAGAUGUAUACAAGCGAUCGAUUCAUUGAGGACAUCGUUCACGGGGUUUCUGGACCGAAAGCUUCCGUCUGGAUGAUUAUGUCAGGCACUGCCUAUGAGACUUCUGCAAGUGGGCCGUUCAUGCGCGACAUUAACAGUCAGACCGGAAGCAGUGAUCAGGAGCUGUACUGGUACAUGAAUAGCGGACAUGUGCGUACAGAGCCCUGGCGCUUUGGUCUUCAAGGACCAUAUGCGAUGGCUUUCACUGCUCCAAAUUCCAAACCAUCGGAAAGUCUUGAUACAUCCUUCUUUGAAAAGCUCAGCAUCCAAGGCUACGUUCCCGCGAGUGGCCGCGGUUCCGUGUCUGGAAAAGCGACGGGGGUUCCGGAGAAGUUCGAGACGGUGAUUCACUGGCACAAUACCGGUGCUCAGUACUGGGCGAAAGCAAGCGCAGAUGGAACCUACAAGUCGCCGCUAAUGAAGCCUGGCGCCUACGAUAUGAAACUCUAUAAAGGCGAAUACUUGGUCGCGAACGACUCCGUCUCAGUUACUGCCGGGCAGACAUCGUCGAAAAAUAUCGCAUCCAAGGAGUCAAAUCCGAGUGUUAUUUGGCGCAUCGGUGAAUUUGAUGGGCAGCCGUUUGAACUGAAGAAUGGCGAUAAGAUUACUAGAAUGCACCCUAGCGACGUCCGAAUGGGAAGUUGGGGCGGCACCUUCACAGUUGGCUCCUCGCAAGCAAAGGACUUUCCGAUGACGCUAUGGUCCAAGGAAGGUGGCACUGCGACAGUAACAUUCACCUUGACCGAUGCGCAAGUGAAAGCUCAUGUAUUGCGAGUUGGCACGACACUCUCAUUCAAGGGUGGUCGACCAAGCAUCAAGAUUGGCAGUUGGACUGGAAGUGACCCUGGCGCACCGAAAUUGAUAGACUCUCGUGGGGUUACGAGAGGCGCCUAUCGCGGCUGGGGCGAUGUUUAUACAUGGAAUGUUCCCGCGAGCGCCUUCAAGACUGGUUCCAAUACUCUUACUGUCGGUGUCUUCGGGAGCGGAGAUGCGAGUUGGUUGAGCGCCAAUUACAUUGUAGAUGCUAUAGAGCUGCAGGAUUGAUACCACCAAGGGUUGCUUCAAGGUAUUAAGCACGUUCAAUCUUCUCAUAAGGGGCCUGCCGCACAUUUAUGCCUGGAUGUAGAAGCCAUCACAAGAAAUCACUUCAAAUGAACAGAAAUCUCG
Aaosphaeria arxii CBS 175.79 is the source of this 1710-nucleotide messenger RNA. RefSeq names its product polysaccharide lyase family 4 protein. Gene Ontology annotation, biological process: pectin catabolic process. Gene Ontology annotation, molecular function: carbohydrate binding; carbon-oxygen lyase activity, acting on polysaccharides. Bases 1 to 1587 code for a protein of 528 amino acids. Lineage: Eukaryota; Fungi; Ascomycota; Dothideomycetes; Pleosporales. The record is from RefSeq and is a predicted model, not a curated record. The transcript is spliced from 4 exons.